CCAGAAGAUGGAGGUUUGUAUAGAGGAAGAGGACAACGCCAACCAUUCAGCCUACAAGAAAAAACUUGAACCCUCGGACAUGAAAAAUCAAGACCACCAAGGGAGGUCUGGGUCUCCAGGAUCUGACUGUUUAUCUAUGAAGAGUAACAAUUCUAUCUAUCAACCUCCUGAUCUCAGUAAUGAACCUGGACCCUCAGACACAAAAGGUCAGAACCACUCGGGGAGAAGCGAGUCGAUCAAGGAACCUCUCAAUUUCAGUAAUAAACCUGGACCCUCAGACACGAAAGGUCCGGACGACAGAGGAAGGUCUGGGUCUCCAGGAUCUGACUGUUUAUCUAUGAAGAGUAACAAUUCCAUCUACCAACCUCCUGAUCUCAAUAAGGAACAUGGACCCUCGGACACAAACGGGAGGGAGGGGAGUGGUGUGUGUGUGGAGGGGCAGCUGUCCCGUUGUCCUUUGUGUCAAAAUGUCCUGAAGGAUCUAGUCUCUAGCAGCUGUGGACACUCGCCCUGCCAACAGCGCAUCAGCUCAUGCUGCGAUGAGUCUGCAUCUUUAGGACAACCCUGUUGUGGCAAAAGAUCCAGAAGCAGAGAUGAACUGCAGACAGCCGGUCAGAGCCACUCUGUGCUGGAUGUUGGUCUGCAGAACGUUUUAAAGGAUCAUAAGAUCAGUCUGAGGAGGAGAUGUGAAUGUGUAACUGAAGGAAAUGAUGAAAAAGGAAGUAGAACCCUUCUCAACAAGAUUUACACUGAUCUCUACAUCACAGAAGGACUAAGUGAAGAGAUUCAUAUUCAACAUGAGGUGAAGCAGCUGGAGAGAGCUUACAAGAUCCAGCGUCUCCAUGAUACUCCUAUCAGGUGCCAAGACAUCUUCAAAUCUUUACCUGACCAACACAGAGCUGUCAGAGUUGUUCUGACGAAUGGUGUCGCUGGUGUUGGAAAAACCUUUUUAGUGCAGAAGUUCACUUUGGACUGGGCAGAUGGCUUGGAAAACCAAGAUUUCUGUUUGGUGGUGUUACUUUCAUUCAGAGAGCUGAACUUGGUUAAAACAGAGGACCACAGUCUUUUCACGCUGCUCCAUGUUUUCCAUCCAACCCUCCAGAAGCUUCCAGCAGAGCAGCUGACUGUCUGGAAACUUCUCUUCAUCUUUGACGGCCUGGAUGAAAGCAGACUUUCGCUGGACUUCAACGACAGUCGGCUUGUUUCUGACGUAACACAGAAGUCACCAGUCAAUGUUCUGUUGACAAACCUCAUCAAGGGGAACCUGCUUCCCUCAGCCUUCAUCUGGAUAACAUCCCGGCCUGCAGCCACCAAUCAGAUCCCUCCUUUAUGUGUUGAUAGGGUAACAGAAGUACGAGGCUUCACUGAUGCCCAGAAGGAGGAGUACUUGAGCAGGAGGUUCAGUGACAAAGAGCUGUCCGCCAAAAUCAUUUCCCACGUCAAGACCUCCAGGAGCCUCCAAAUCAUGUGUGCAAUCCCAGUCUUCUGCUGGAUCACUGCUACGGUUCUGGAGCACAUGUUGAUCACAGAGCAGAGAGGAGAGCUGCCCAAGACCAUGACUGAGAUGUAUUCCCUCUUCCUGCUGGUUCAGACGAAGAGGAAGAGGAUCAAGUACCAUGAAGGAAAAACGAGGAGUCCACAGGAGUUACUGGUAUGUGACGGGGAACGUCUUCAGAAUCUGGGGAAGCUGGCACUAGAGCAUCUGGAGGAAGGAAAAAUCAUGUUUUACCAAGAAGACCUGGAGCAGUGUGGUCUUCAUGUCCCAGAUAUUGCAGUGUAUUCAGGGCUUUGUACAGAGAUCUUUAAAAAAGAGAGUGUUAUCUUUCAGAAGCCAAUCUACUGCUUUGUUCAUUUGAGUAUUCAGGAGUUUCUGGCUGCAGUCUACAUGUUCAACUGUUUCACCAGCAGGAACACAGAGGUGAUGAAGAACUUCCUGGGAAAAACAUAUAGUGAAUUAUCUCUUGAGGACUUCCUGAAAAUAGUCAUGGAGAAGUCCCUUAGAAGUAAAAAUGGCCACCUGGACCUGUUUGUUCGCUUCCUUCAUGGGCUUACUGUGGAGUCCAAUCAAAAACUCUUAGGAGGUCUGCUGAAUCCAACAGAGAACAGUCCAGAAACCAUUAAGACAGUCAUUAGCAAUCUAAAUGAGAUGAACACUGAUGAUAUCUCUUCGGACAGAAGCAUCAACAUCUUCCACUGUCUGACGGAGAUGAAGGACCUUUCAGUUUAUCUAGAGAUUCAAAAGUUUUUGCAGACUGAGAAAAGAUCAACAAAGAAACUCUCAGAGAUCCACUGCUCGGCUCUGGCCUACAUGCUGCAGAUGUCACAGGAGGUUCUGGGUGAGUUGGACCUGUGGAAGUACAGAACAUCAGAGGAGGGACGGCGGAGACUGAUUCCGGCUGUGAGGAACUGCCGAAAGGCUCGAUUAGUUAGGUGUAGACUCUCAGAUGCCCACUGUGAAGCUGUGGCAUCAGCUUUGAAGUCCAAUCCAUCCCAUCUGAUAGAACUGGAGCUGAGCGUUAACGACAACCUGAGUGACUCCGGACUGAAGUAUCUGUUUGCUGGGCUGGAGAGUUCAAACUGCAGGCUUAAGGUCCUGAGAUUGUUUUACUGCAGGUUGUCAGAGGUGAGCUGUGCUGCUCUGGUCUCUGCUCUGAAAUCCAAUCCCUCACAUCUGACAGCACUGGACCUCAGUAGGAACAAAGAGCUUGGAGAUGCUGGUGUUAAGGAGCUCUGUGGUUUCCUGGGAGAUCCCCUCUGCAGAAUCGAGACUUUGAGACUGAUGGACUGCAGUUUGACAGAGAUCAGCUGUUCUUCUUUGGUCCAAGCUUUGAUGUCCAACCCCUCCAAUCUGACAGAGCUGGACCUGAGCUGGAACAAGGACCUGAAAGAUGCUGGAGUGAAGGCGCUCUGUGAUUUUCUGCAGAGUCCCAUGUGUCAGAUACAGGCUCUAAGAUUCAUAGAAUGCAGUUUGUCACAUAUCAGCUGUUCUGCUCUGGCCUCGGCUCUGAAGUCCAAUCCCUCCCAACUGACAGAGCUGGACCUGAGCAAGAACAAGGACCUGGGAGAUACCGGAGUGAAGGAACUCAUCGACUUUCUGAAGAACCAACUCAACAGAAUCACAAAUUUAAGACUGAUGGACUGCAGUUUGUCAGAGAUUGGCUGUGAUUGUCUGGCCUCUGCUCUGAAGUCCAACCCUUACCGUCUGACAGAACUGGACCUGUGCCAGAACAACCUGCAGGACUCAAAUGUCUAUCAGCUGCUGGAGCUUAAGAAGAGUCCAGACUAUGAACUGAAGGUUCUCCAGUGGAAUUGAUGAUCUGUGUGAAGGAGAGAAGACUGUGUCCUGGUGAUCCAUAGAGGUUGAAGCAGCAAAUCAGUCCUUUAUAUGAUCUGUUGAGCUGCUCGGGGCAUAAAUCCCCCCUCAGGGUGUCGCAGGAAUGUCUGCCUGAAGAUGGUUGACCUAUCUUUGGUGUUGGGGUCACUUAAAUAGUAAUAAAAACAAUUAAAUUAAGAUGUAAGUAUUAUACAAAGUGAAGGCUAUGAUACUUUUAUUAUACCUAGCUGCUCAAAAUUAUUAGAUUAUUGUAGAAUGUAAUUUUUGCCAACAUUUUGGAGUACAUCUGGAGGACUACAGCUACAUUCACACUGCAGAAAAAUGCGACCCCAGAUCCGAUCUUUUUACCAAUAUGCAACCCAUCGCCAUCUUUUUCAUGGCAGUGUGAAUGUCCCAAUUCUGAUCUUUGUAAAUAGCUUUAUUAUGAUUCCUGCAA
Molecule: messenger RNA, 3770 nt
Organism: Fundulus heteroclitus (mummichog)
Lineage: Eukaryota; Metazoa; Chordata; Actinopteri; Cyprinodontiformes; Fundulidae
Product: NLR family CARD domain-containing protein 3
Exons: 12
Coding region: 8-3313 (1101 amino acids)
Molecular function (GO): protein binding
Source: RefSeq, a predicted model, not a curated record